AUGAAACUAAAGAAUCUCUUGCCAGUCUUUUGGUUUUUCCUUGUAGUCUUUCCUGUUGUGUCUCCACAAAGAUGUGGGGAAACUGGGAAUUUUAUACCACAUGAUAAGUAUGAUACAAACCGUCACACUCUCCUCUCUUCUCUCGCUUCUAAAGCCUCAGCUCGAGGCGGCUUCUACAAUGCUUCCUUUGGACAAGGAUCCGAUAAGGUGUAUGCUGUUGGGUUGUGCAUCCCAGGUGUUGAGCCAAAGGUUUGCUCAACCUGUCUCGAACGUGGUUAUAUUAGGUUGACAGAAGUAUGUCUUAACCAGACAGAAGGCCUUGUCUGGGAGUCGAGAGGAAUCGUUUGUUUGAUACGCUACUCCAACCGUUUGUUUUUCGGGUUGCUCGAGCUGAAACCAAGUUAUGAAGUGCACAAUAGUGCAGACAUCAGAUACGAUUUUCCCAAGUUUGAUAGUUUGUGGAAAAACUUAACAAGUCGUUUGAUAGAUAGAGCUACUUCAUCGUCAUCUGAACUUAAGUAUUACGCAGCUGAAGCAGUACCUUGGACAACUUUACAGAAUAUAUAUGCAUUAAUGCAAUGCAACCCGCUCAUAUCUUUGGGGGAAUGCAACAUCUGUUUAAGACAAUGUGUUAGUGACUAUGUAUCAUGUUGCCAUGGGAAGCAAGGUGGCAUCGUUUAUCGUCCCAGCUGCGCUUUCAGGUCGGAGAUUUAUCCCUUCUUUCAAGCUUUUAACCUUACUUUGGCGCAACCACCAACAUCUCUCUCACCUUCGGUAGGUCAGAGGACUAAUACGACCAAGAGAGGUGGCGAGUCAAUCUCAGCCGGAAUUAUCAUGGCAAUUAUUGUUCCAGCCAUAGUUAUCUUCUUGGUACUACUUUCUCUAGCCAUUUUUAUUUGCAGGAGGAUGAAGUUGAAAGCUUUUAAUCGCCAAGGAUCUAAUAUUGAUAUAACUUCAGCAAAUCCACAGCAAUUUGACUUUAAAACGAUUGAAGCUGCAACAGAUCAAUUUUCAGAGAGAAAUGUAAUUGGUAAAGGUGGAUUUGGAGAAGUUUACAAGGCUGCUCUUAAUGGGACAGAAGUUGCGAUUAAGAGGCUGUCAAAAGCAUCAGGACAAGGUGCAAGAGAGUUCAAGAAUGAGGCUGUUCUUGUGGCAAAGCUUCAGCAUAGAAACCUAGUUAAACUUCUUGGAUUUUGUGUGGAUGGGGCAGAAAAGAUACUUGUCUAUGAGUUUGUGCCGAACAAAAGCCUUGAUUUCUUCCUCUUCGACCCUUCAAAACAUGGCCAGUUGGAUUGGACAACACGGUACAUGAUCAUCGAGGGUAUUUCUCGAGGAGUUCUAUAUCUUCAUCAAGACUCACGGCUCACAAUCAUACACCGUGACCUCAAAUCAAGUAACAUUCUAUUAGAUGCCGAUAUGAACCCAAAGGUUGCAGAUUUUGGAAUGGCAAGGAUAAUGGGGAUUGACCAAACUCAAUCUGAUACGAGCAUGAUCGUUGGAACCUAUGGUUACAUGGCUCCUGAGUAUGCAAUGCAUGGCCACUUCUCAACGAAAUCAGAUGUUUAUAGCUUUGGAGUCAUUGUUCUUGAAAUUAUAAGUGGUCGAAAGAAUAGCAGCUUUUUUCAGCCGGAUGGUAAUGUUAGCAGCUUGGUCGCAUAUGCCUGGGAGCUCUGGAGAAAGGGGUCACCAUUAGAAAUCGUUGAUCCAUUCAUCAUGGAGAGCUAUCAGCGUAACGAAGUUAUAAGAUGCAUUCAUAUUGCACUGUUAUGUGUUCAGAAAGACCAUGCCAAUCGCCCGGGAAUGAGCACAGUUAUCUUGAUGCUCACCAGUAACACAAUCACUCUACCUGUCCCUGGAGAACCUGGAUUUGUUUACAAAAGCGGAAACCAUGCAGACAGUUCUUUCCUUUGGUCGGUUGAUGAUGCGUCGAUGACUCAUUUAGAACCUCGUUGAUCCAACCAUUAUAUCCAAGUUGGAUUAUCCAACUAAUACAUAUGUCCCAAGUCGAAGGUAUAUGUGAUUAUAAUCCAACAUGUUGAUUAUGUUUGUCAUGUCCUUAAGCACAUUGUCCGUAGUUUCUAUUAUUAUAUGUGUAGAUCUUUUGUUCCAGCAUUAUGGUCAUUUCAAAAUUUGUAAUAUUGAACCAAAGUAGUUAUGAUUAUAAGGA
Molecule: messenger RNA, 2167 nt
Organism: Eruca vesicaria subsp. sativa (arugula)
Lineage: Eukaryota; Viridiplantae; Streptophyta; Magnoliopsida; Brassicales; Brassicaceae
Source: the annotation of a GenBank genome assembly